ACAGCAGAUGCAAACACAACUCUACCCAUAGCAAAUACCCACAGCCUUUCUUCAGUUCAGUGUUUUACGGCUUUACUUGCUCUGAACCAGACUAAUAAUGGAGGUGUCUGGUGAGUCAAUGAAAUAUACAGAGGACAAACUGAGACCGGUCAGCAGCAAGUUUGUGGAGCUCCAUGUGCUGUUUGCACCAGCUGACCUAUGGAAUAUGAAACUCAAUAAAGUUCCAGCUGAAGCCACAGAGGGCUUUAUUUCUGCUGGCUUUAUCAGAGUUUUUCCUGAAACCACCCUGCAGACUCUGAGGGGUGAGUUGGGGGCUCUCCUUGGGUCAGAGAGGAGCAUCCAUAAAUUCUCCUUCCUGAAAUGUGUUGGCCGCAGUCUGGCGCUGGUCAAAAGCAAACAGGAGACUGAUCUGAAAGUGAAAACAUUCGCCCCACCCUAUGCGGCUCAGCCAGAGCUGUACCUGCUGCACACUCCAGAGGCAGACAGCAAUUUCUGCCCCCAGUCCUUCACCCUGGAUUCCAGCAGCAGCUCCCCAGAGCAGCAGGCCUGCCCCAACCUUUCCAAGAUGUACGACGGAACAAUGGGGACAAAGAAGCCCAUUAAAUUCCCUCACAUAACGCAAUGUUCCCGGCAACGGGUUCCUGGCUCCGGUAUGGAAGAGGGACAUGAAGAUGAAGAAGGUGCAAACAGCUCCACCUACUCUGAUGAAGCUCUGAGUUUUAUCAAGAGAACAGAGCCAGAGAGAUGUGAGGAGAAGCCUGGGAUUCAAAGGGCAAUGCAGCUUGUUUCACUUGGAAAAGCUUUGGAGACAUGUGAGGCUGAUCCAGGCCAGGCAAUGUGUUCACCAGAAAAUGAGGAGACCUGGAGAAAAACCAAACAUCAACACAGAGACAGACUUUCAGGGGCAGCUGAGUCUCUGGAGGACGGAGAUUUAUGUUUUUUGCUCACAGACAGGUACAUUGUAACAUACUUGGAAGCCUUCUUACUAUUUGUAUUUAGUCCUUUUAUAAGAAAAAUACAUCUGAUGUCUAGAUUUUUUUCAGCUGUACUUGUAUGUUUUAGUGUUGGAAAAUUAAGAUUGAAAGAUCGACACACUGAGAGCUGCAUCAGAAAAACAACAACAAAUGGGGUGUUGGAAUGUCCAGCUGUGUCUUCGCAACAAGUUCAGUGCACAAAUUCACCCCAAGGUCCAGAUUUGGCCAGCAGUAAAGCAGCUUCUGCCUCACUAGUGUUUCUCAUAAAAAGAGAGGAUCUAAUGGAGGAAAUCAAACUGGUGAGGGAGGAGAGAAAGCAGCUGGAAUGGACCAGACAGCAGCUAUUGUGGAAAGGAAAAGACUUGUUGGCUCAGAACCGACACCGCAGGAAUCAAGCUCGGGACACCUGGAAAAAGAAAUACUUUGAAACCAAGAAGGCAACAACUCCACUGGAGGAACAUCUGAGAAACUUGAGACAAGAACUGGAGAUAUUUUAUAACAAAGUCCUGCAUCAGCUCCAAGCCAGAGAGAAAGCACGGAGGCAGGGGAGGUCAUCAGAAAAGAAUGAGCUCAUCAUUCAGAUCAUGAGGGAAACCCAAGAGAUCGACAACCUGAAGAGGAAGCUAGAAGAUUCCAAGAUGAAGCUGAUAACAGAGAUAAAGUUGAAAGAGCAGGCUGCUACUGAGCUCAGAGACCUGAAGGCUGAACUCGCUCAAAAGAAGAAUAGUCAUCUCCUUCCUGGAUGGGGCGGAAACACAUCAUGGAGCAAAACACAAGUUAAAUACAGCUUCAUCAAUGUCAACAAAACUGCUCUUCCAAGCAAUUAAAGUAAUCAAAUGGGAGAAAGGUUUGCAGCAGUAAAUGGGCCAAAUAUUCUGUAAUGAGCACAGCCCAGGCGCAGAGACUAAGCAAGCGGCAUGUGUUUGGACCCAGAGAUCAUAUCAUUUACUCCUCUCUUUCCUCUCAUUUCCUGUUUAGCUACUUUUAAAUAAAGACCAAUGGCCACGGAAAUCUGUUACUGUAACUUCCAGCAACUGAAUUCCAUUCUGUUUGUUCCUGUUUUUUUCCAAUAAUACAACAGUAGACAGUCUAUGAAAUUAAUGAGUAAAAGCUUUAUUAAACAACAGAGUAAAAAAA
Molecule: messenger RNA, 2111 nt
Organism: Cyprinodon variegatus (sheepshead minnow)
Lineage: Eukaryota; Metazoa; Chordata; Actinopteri; Cyprinodontiformes; Cyprinodontidae
Gene: spata1
Product: spermatogenesis associated 1
Source: RefSeq, a predicted model, not a curated record